CAGUAAAAAGAAACAGGAACUUGUAUCGUGUAGUUUUGACCACUGCUUGUUUUCAGUAAGUCAUUCUUGAAAUCUGUUGUGGAUCUAGUUGAAGGGAUAAAUGUCUCUCAUUGCUCUGUAUUUUCAGGAGAUUUUGAGGCUCUGACUCUCUGAGUUUGACAGGAGAUGGCACUGCUGAGCCGUAAGCGGGUUGGCAACGACGACUUGGAAGGGAAAUGGGAGUUCAUUGGCUGUGGGGGAUUUGAGUAAAGUCUACAAAACCAAGUACAAGACUUUGGGAGUCGAUGUUGCCAUUAAGCUGUGUUCAAAACACACUGGCUCCAUCACUAUGGAAAACUCACUGUAUGAGGAGGCUAGGGUUAUGGAACAAGCAUCCUUUAAUUUUGUGCUGAGGGUUUAUGGAAUUUAUGAAGGAUGCCCACCUGGUACAGAAAUGGUAUGGCAAGAGGGAAUAGUCAUGGAGUUCAUGGAAAGAGGAUCUAUUCAUACUCUGUUGGUGAACUUGCCUGGCCCCCCACCCUGGCCACUGGCUUUCCGUUUGGCCCAUCAAGUGGCCCUAGGAAUGAACUUCCUCCAUUCAAAGCACCUUGUACACCAGGACCUAAAACCAAGCAAUGUACUGCUGGAUGAUGGCUUUAAUGCCAAGCUGGCAGACUUUGGACUGUCCAGGCCUACCACCAGUUUUAAGGGCUGGGAUGAAGAAAAAACAGAGUUGAUUGGAGGCACAGACAAGUACAUGCCACCUGAGGCUUUUAAUUCACUUUAUUAUCCUGUUCGUAGCUUUGACAUAUACAGCUAUGGGAUCCUUCUCUGGUCUAUCUUUAGUGGCAAAAAACCUUAUCCAGAGGCCAAGGACAACACACUUCUGAAAUUCAGGGUCUCCAGAGGAGACAGACCUCUCGUGGAAGAACUUGAGAAGAAACAGGUUGAUGGGUUAAAAGCGUCGGUGGAACUCAUGAUAAAGUGCUGGGAUGGGGAUUCAUCCAAGAGGCCUCUCUCAAGUGAGAUCAUUAGACACACUGAGAAAGUGUCGUUGAAGUACAAAGAAAGGAUUCCUAAUGCUAUCCGUGAAGUCUUGAAUAAACUGGACCCACAAACCAGCAGUCAAGAUUCUCAGCCAAGUGGGGCAUCCAGUUUUACUUCAGUGACACCAGGACAAUCAAUGUCGGAAUUUGCAACAGAGACAUCUGUUAGUGUUGGUCCAAAGGUUCUGACUGAAAAAGAAAAAGAGGGCUAACUCCAGGGAAGUUGUGGUCUUUUUGGACACAUAAAAUGAUAAUUACAAGAGGCAAUGAUAUCUAUCUAUGUAUCUAUAUGUUUUUUAUUUCUGUAUUAUGUGACCACCCAGAGGAGACGUAAACACCAUGACACUUUUCUCUAAUCAUUCUGAAAAACAUGGAUGAUAUCAUUUCCCAUCUAAAAUUCACAACUUACUGUCUGGAUACUUCACCAACAGGGGAUUUCAAGUUUGUUUCGAGAUGUAUGACCUCAGAUGUUUUACAGAUUGUAAACAUGUCUUUGCUUUCAGGUGCCUUCGCUUUGACCAUAAAAACAUUGUCAUCAAUUCCUGAAAAAGAACAAUUUAGACUCGUUACUCACGAGCAGCCACAGGUCGAUAUCAAACCUCCUACAGUAAGAUUAAAUAAAAAGCUGUUUUUCAACAAUUAAGCAACAUCCUGACACAAAAUAACAGUUUUGAAUUCUACUAGUCAGGUCUUCAGCCACAUCACAGCACAGAGACUUCUCUAGUUAAAGUCUUCAAUGACAUCCUCUUGAGCACAGAUAGUGGAAAUAUUUCAGUCCUGGUAAUACUGGAUCUCAUGCUGCAUUUGCACUGUUGUUCAGUGUCUACAUGUUCCCACUUGCUCAAAUUAUAUAUAAAAAACAAAAACAAAACUUUUACUAUUAUUAUGCUAUGACAGAAAAAUCUACAUAACCAUCUCCCCAGGAGACUAAAGUCCAACCCAACUCUGAUCAAAUGCAUUGAUCAAAUUAAAAGUUGGAUGUGCCAGAACUUCAUUAAUUAAAUGGAGACAAAACUGAAAUAAUAGGUUUUGAGCCAAAGAAGGAAGUUUAAAGUUAACACUCAGCUUCAAUCAGCUAAGUUAAAAACUAACAACAAAGCCAGAAAUCUGUGAGUAGUCAUGGACUCAGACCUGAAUUUUAGCAGUUAAGACAGUUGUGAAUUCAGUCUGUUAUCCAAUAAAGAACUUAUCAAGGAUUAAAGUACUGAUGUCUCAGCAGGAUUUAGAAAAACAUGCCCAUGCAUUUAUUUCUAGUGGACACUACUGUAACGCUGUCCUUAUAGGUCUCCCUAAAAAAAUCCAUGAGACGGCUGCAGUUAGUCCAGAACUGUACUGGUCAAGUCCUCAUUAAGACCAAGAAAGUAGAUCACAUAACUGCUGUUUGUCAAAGAAUUAACUUCAGAAUCCUGCUGUUAGUUUACAAAGCACUGAAUGGUUUAGGGCCAAAUAUAUUCAGAAUCUUCUGGUUCAAUAUGAACCAACCAGAUCCAUCAGGUCAUCAGGGUCAAAUCGACUUUCUGUUCCCAGAGUCAGAACUAAACGUGGAGAAGCAGAGUUCAGUUUUUAUGUUCCUCGUAUUAGCGCUCCCAGAUCUGCAGAUCUCACUAGAACAUGUAUUUCUUACAUUUUAUUGGAGCAUGUUUUCUUUACAUUCAUUCAUUCAUUCAUUCAUUCAUUCAUUCAUUCAUUCAUUCAUUCAUUCAUUCAUUCACUUUGUAAGAAUUAUAGUGAUUUUACUUUGUACUGCUAAAUCAAUUUUGUAAAGGUUUUUACAAAAUCAUCACAAAGAUUUUACAAAAUCAUCAAAAAAGGUAAAAACAAAAAAAAAAGAAAAAAAGAGUGACACUGAAUAGCUCAUUUGAAACUGCACAAUUGACUUUUGACAGAUUUUCUCACUGAGGCACCUCCUUACACCAACUGAUUCAUUAAGUUGAAUUUAACCUUAACAUGGAUUAUUUGUGGAUUAUUACGUAUCAACUGAGUCUUAUCUGCUUUUGAAGAGAGCUGUGCCCCUCAUAGCUCCCCGUAAUUUAAAUUAUGUAUGUAAUACACUAAUAAAUACCAUUACUCCAUCAAAAUGAGUCAGAAACACUUUUUUAAUGGUCAGAAACAGUGUUUACACAAUAGAAUCUUUAUUUUAUAUUCAUAGUUCACCAUUUCAAUUUUUAUUUUAGUUUGUCUGUUUAACUACAGAAGGGAGGAACU
This is a messenger RNA of Melanotaenia boesemani (Boeseman's rainbowfish), 3230 nucleotides long. Its product is annotated as receptor-interacting serine/threonine-protein kinase 4-like. The transcript is spliced from 12 exons. NCBI's taxonomy places the organism in Eukaryota, Metazoa, Chordata, Actinopteri, Atheriniformes, Melanotaeniidae. The record is from RefSeq and is a predicted model, not a curated record. Gene Ontology annotation, biological process: protein phosphorylation. Gene Ontology annotation, molecular function: JUN kinase kinase kinase activity; ATP binding. The coding region runs from base 329 to 1237 and encodes 302 amino acids.